UCGUCACACUUUCAUUUUAUAAACGCCCACCGACCACGCAAGCCCUUUUUCUUGUAGUCUGCGACUCGCCCAUCAAAGCCUCUGGAGGAUAUUCAAUUCGGUUUCGAUAAACCUCCUGUCCAUUCCUUUCAGUCGCAUCUACAAAGCUUAGUCUUAGCCGGUCUUCGUCACUGCCUCGUAUAAAUCGUCGAUUGCGCCUGUGGCUGCAUCACAUUAUCACAUUCUCUCGCUUCAGCAAAGUCUGAAGAUAUAGACACCUAGGGUCAAUACCUCUCUCCAAAAAUACACACUCAGAACUCCUAUUCAGUUUCUCAAUAUGAAGACUGCCACUCUUUCACUCGCGGCCAUCUCGCUGCUCCAGCUUGCUGUCGCUCAACCUCACAGACGCCAUGCCCACGAGGCUUUCCAUGCCAAGAAGGAUGUGACUGUCCGCGAUAACUCUAACGUUGCCCACGUGAUUGUCUACGUUGAUCAAAACGGCACCCCUGUCUCCACCACCACUAAGCUGCCUGCCGCUCAGACUGAGGCCCUCGCCGCCCCAGCUGCGCCAUCCCCAACUCCCGAGGCAGUUGCACCAGUCGUGGCCGACAAGGUAGCUGACACAAACGCAUCGUCGGCAUCGUCGGCAUCGUCGGCAUCAUCUGAUAGCUCUCCAUCCCCCUCUGCGUCGUCCGGCGCAUCUGAGCCAUCCGCUGCUGGUUACGGUCUCACAUACAACCCAUACAACAACGAUGGCACCUGCAAGACCGCCGACCAGGUCCUGACGGACUUCGGUGGAUUUGGAAGCGGUUACUCUACCGUCCGCACAUACGGCACUGACUGCAAUGCCGUCUCCUCCGUGGUCGCUGCUGCCAAGGCCCACGGCAUGAAGGUUUUCCAGGGCAUCUUCGAUAUCUCUAAUAUCUCUGGAGCUGUCCAUGACAUUGUCUCCGCUGUCAACGGCGACUGGUCGAUCAUCCACACCAUCUCCGUCGGUAACGAGCUUGUCAACAGUGGCCAGUCUUCUGCCUCCGCCGUCGUUGCCGCCAUGAGCUCUGCUCGCUCGCUCCUCAGAGCCGCCGGAUACAACGGACCCGUCGUCACCUGCGACACUCUCGUCGCCACGCUCGCCAACCCAAGCCUGUGCGACAACGCCGACUACUGCGCCGUCAACAGCCACCCCUUCUUCGACCCUAACACCAAUGCCGCCAGCGCCGGAAGCUUCUUGACCAGGUCGAUUGAGAGCCUCAAGUCCAAGCUCGCGGACAGCAGCCAGACCAUUGUCAUCACCGAGACCGGCUGGCCAUCCCAGGGAACCGCCAACGGCCUUGCCAUCCCGUCGUCGUCGAACCAGGAGACCGCCAUCGCCGCUAUUAAGUCGGCGUUCCAAUCGGUCCCAUCUGGUGUCAUGCUCUUCAGCCCUUACAACAUGAUGUGGAAGACCAGCUCUGCUGUUCAGUUUGGGGCUGAGCAGUGGUGGGGUUUCCUCGGCGAGUGCCCAUCUGGCUAGAUUCGCACUCCCGUCCCUGUUGCGGGGUUCAUGGAAUCGAUCUUGGGGCUGUGUGGUGUGUUCUUAAGUCGCUUUUUUGGAAAGUUGAUGGAAAGAGUAUACAUGAUCCUGUUAUCUUCCUACCCUUUGCGGUAGAGAUAGAUAGACGUUCCUAGAAUUCUUAUUCUUGACCUUCUUUCGUUGUUUGUUUUUUCUGCUUCGUUGUAGGCGAAACAAACGUUCACUUCUAUGUAUAUACCUAUUGUGCGUGCACGGAGGGCUGUUGGUGGGUGGCUUGAAAGUUAAAAGGAAUCUAUUUACGAAAAUAAAUGAAAAUAAAAUGUAUGAUUCCAAAA
Molecule: messenger RNA, 1824 nt
Organism: Pseudogymnoascus destructans
Lineage: Eukaryota; Fungi; Ascomycota; Leotiomycetes; Thelebolales; Thelebolaceae
Exons: 3
Coding region: 317-1489 (390 amino acids)
Biological process (GO): cell wall organization
Cellular component (GO): extracellular region; fungal-type cell wall; cell surface
Molecular function (GO): 1,3-beta-glucanosyltransferase activity; glucan endo-1,3-beta-D-glucosidase activity
Source: RefSeq, a predicted model, not a curated record